AUGGAACAAAUGAAUAAUGAAGGAAUGCGUUCUUAUUAUUUAUUGGGAGAUUCUGGGUAUGCAUUGAGACCUUGGUUGAUGACACCGUUAAAUAAUCCGGAACCAAAUACCCCAGAAGGACGUUAUAAUGAAUGGUUCUCUAAAACUAGGUCGUUGAUUGAACGUACUAAUGGGUUACUCAAAAUGCGAUUUCGGUGUCUUUUAAAGCAUAGAGUACUGCAUUAUCAUCCGAUCAAAGCAUCAAAAAUCAUUAACGCAUGUGUUAUACUCCAUAAUAUAUGUAUUAAAAAUAAUGUACCAGAACCAAUUGAUGAGAUAACAAAUGAUGUGGGUUUGGGUAUGCAUUAUGUUGAAGAAAAUCAUUUGAAUCUUCAACAAGUGAAUCCAGCCUUAUUAGCUGGUCGUAGGAUGCAACAUCAAAUAAUCAAUAAUUAUUUUAUCUCUAACAUUCGGGUAGUUGUAUCACUUAACUUUUCAGUAGCUAGAGCGGCAUUUGUUAAUUUUGAUUUCUUACCAAAAGAUCUAGAAAAGUAA
Messenger RNA from Macrosiphum euphorbiae (potato aphid), 534 nucleotides. The record is from the annotation of a GenBank genome assembly. Lineage: Eukaryota; Metazoa; Arthropoda; Insecta; Hemiptera; Aphididae.